AUGCCACAGCUGCAGCGAAGCAUGUUCAGCUGCUUGGCACAACACGUUCGGGAGACUAUUGUGGAAAAGCUCCGUGUCAGCAAUCAGUCGGAUGCGAAAUGUUCCUUGUGUCACAGAGAUCGUCCCUUUGUCCCCCCGCUGUUUUCCCCAGUUCUUCUCCUGCAUGGAGCUUUCCUCUUUGGAACGGUCGGGUCCAGCCCCGUCCUACGGAAGCCAUUUGGAGAGAUCAGGUCCCCCAACUACCCCAAGCCGUACCCAAACAACAACGUCAGCACCUGGGACAUCGCCCUGCCCAAGGGCUUCAGAGUGAAGUUGACGUUCCGGGAGUUUGAUUUGGAGCCGUCUGAGGCUUGUUUGUACGACUAUGUCAAGAUCUCAGCAGACAAGAGAGACUUGGGCCAGUACUGUGGCCAGCUGGAAUCGGCCACUGGUAACCACCCUGGAAGAAGGGAGUUUGUGUCUCAGGGAAACCGAAUGAGGGUCUUGUUCCACUCUGACUUCUCCAAUGAAGAAAACGGCGAGCUCGUCUUCUACAAGGGCUUCCUGGCCUAUUAUCAAGCUGUGGAUCUGGACGAAUGUACCCAAGGAAACAGCGUCGAAGAAGAGCAGAAGCCCCGGUGCCAACACCUCUGCCACAACUAUAUAGGAGGCUAUUUCUGCUCCUGCCAUCCCGGCUAUCGUCUCCAGAGCGACCAGCAUUCCUGUAAAGUGGAGUGCAGCAACGAGCUGUUCACGGAGCUCUCCGGAUACGUGGCGAGCCCCGGAUACCCUCGGCCGUACCCGCCAGACCUGCGGUGUAACUACAGCAUCCAAGUGGAGAAGGGGCUGGUGAUCACACUCAAAUUCCUGGCACCCUUUGAAAUCGAGGACCACCAACAAGUCCGCUGCCCUUAUGACCAGCUCAAGAUCCAGGCCCGGGGCAAAGAGAUUGGCGAGUUCUGCGGCACGGUGACCCCUGGCAGCAUCGAAACCAACAGCUCUUCGGUGGACCUUUUCUUCCUCACAGACGAGUCGGGGUUCGGCCACGGGUGGAAGAUCCGGUACAGCUCGGAAAGGGUCCGUUGCCCGCAGCCCGUGCCGAACGACAAGUUCACCAUCAUCAAAAACCCGCAACCCGUCUAUCAGUUCCAGGACUACUUCAUUGUCAGCUGCCAGAAGGGUUAUAACCUAAUGGAGGGAGACAAACAGCUGCCAACCUUCACUGCCGUCUGUGAACAUGAUGGGACCUGGCACCGCCCCAUGCCCCGAUGUCAAAUUGUGAACUGCGGUGAACCCAAACAUCUGACCAACGGGAUCACUGAGUACACAUCCAGUCCAGGGAGUAACAUCUACCAGUCAGUUGUCAGAUACCGCUGCAAUGAGCCCUAUUAUCAAAUGGUCACCACUAACGGGGCAGGUGAAUAUUCUUGCUCUGCUGAAGGCUCCUGGAAGAAUAACAACGAUGCUGAGGACAUCCCAGUGUGCCUGCCAGUGUGCGGAAAGCCGGAUAAUCCAGUCGAGCAAGUCCAGAGGAUUAUCGGCGGCAGCAUAGCACAGCCGGGCAACUUCCCAUGGCAAGCAAAGACUGUGCUCUCCGGGGUCGGGCGUGCCGGAGGGGCGUUGCUGGGUGACCGCUGGAUCCUGACCGCCGCCCACACCGUGUACCCCAAGGGGCGAUCUGAACUUGAAGAGAGGAAGAGUCUGGAAGAGAUGGCUGAGAAACUGGAAGCCUUCUUGGGCUACGUCAAUGUGACCGAACUCCACAAGUUGGGCAACAAGCCCAUCCGCAGGCUCUUUGUGCACCCAGACUAUAACCCUGACGAUGAGCAGAACUUUGAUGGAGACGUCGCACUCAUUGAGCUGCGAGACCCCGUGACUCUCAGCCACAAUGUCCUGCCCAUCUGUCUCCCGGAUCCCCAAAACACUUCUUUCUAUGGUUCAGGGCGGGUGGGCUAUGCCAGUGGCUUCGGCGUGGAGAAGCAACAUCUCGCUGAUAAACUGAAGUAUGCAAUGAUCCCGGUGGGCAACCAGGCAUCCUGCCGGGAAUGGCUGAAGGGGAAGAAGAUCCAUGGGAAGGAUCCAGUUUUCACCGCCAAUAUGUUUUGCGCGGGUUCUCCUGUGGAAGGGAAAGACACCUGUCAAGGUGACAGCGGGGGGGCCUACACUGUGCUUGACCCGGAGACUGGGCGCUGGGUGGCCACGGGCAUCGUCUCCUGGGGCCUUGAGUGUGGCAAAGGGUAUGGCUUUUACACCAAAGUCGUCAACUAUCUGGACUGGAUCAAGGGCAUUGUGGGUCAGAAUUGGGUCUGAAGGGCUCUGAG
This is a messenger RNA of Euleptes europaea (tarantolino), 2300 nucleotides long. RefSeq names its product complement C1r (gene C1R). NCBI's taxonomy places the organism in Eukaryota, Metazoa, Chordata, Lepidosauria, Squamata, Sphaerodactylidae. Gene Ontology annotation, biological process: complement activation; zymogen activation. Gene Ontology annotation, molecular function: serine-type endopeptidase activity; calcium ion binding. The record is from RefSeq and is a predicted model, not a curated record. The transcript is spliced from 11 exons. Gene Ontology annotation, cellular component: extracellular region; blood microparticle. The coding region runs from base 1 to 2289 and encodes 762 amino acids.